GAGCAGCAUUUGUUAAGUAUGAUUAAGGGGGUGAAUGUUUUAUACUUUGGGCCGUGUAGCAGCCAGUGGCAUAGAAAACACUGCAUGGGUAGAUGGAAGAAUGGAUUCCAGUAAAUAUCAGCAAAUUCUGGAAGCUAAUGUGAUACAGUCAGUCGAGAAAAUGAAGCUGAGAGUGAGACUGGUUUCUACACCAGGACAAUGAUCUAAAACAUACCUCAAAAUCCACCAUCAUCUACUUCAAUAAAAAACGCAAGCUGAAGCUUUUGGAAAGGCCCCCACGUUCUCUUGACUUGAACAUCAUCAGAAGUCUGAGGAUAGGUCUUAAACAUGCCGUGCACGCAAAAUGGCCCAAGGAUAUCUCAGAACUAGUAACGUUCUGCCAGGAAUAGUGACUGAAACAUCCUAAAACAAUACUACUAGAAAAUCUCCAAGCUGGCAGCAAAAAAAAUACGCAAGCUAUGAUAUUUGCCAAAGGGUGGUGUUACUAAUUACCGACAUAGUAGGGUGUACAAAUUUUUUUCACCUGCCACAAUUACUGUUUUUUUUUUCUUUUUAAAAGUCCUUCAAAUAUAAAGUAACUGUCCAUUAACGUGUGCAAAAAAAUGUUAUUUGUUAAAAUUGUUUGCUGCAGAGAUUGUGUUUACGUCAUUUCACUUUAAAAAUCAAACAAAGGUGAUGAAACUUGUACAGACAUCUGUACAGGAAUAACAAGAAACCGGAAAAUCAAGCUACAGUCGGUACAUCAGCUUGUCAUAAAGAUAAUUAUCAUGUCUCUGGGAAAUUCAAGCUAAAUGACUACAAGCCCAGAAAUGUCACUGCUCUGGGUAUGUAAGCCAGGCACACAACAGAAAUCAGAAAACUGACUUUCUGCAGACUUAGAGACACAGAAGCAGCUUAAAGUGCCACAACCAACUGCAAGCAGAACAGCUCAAGAGAAGAACGUGACAGGUAUCAUGUAUCCAGGAAUGAACAUAGCAAGACCUCAGGAUUUGGUAAUGAGCUGUAUGGAUGAGCUGGUUGAGAAUGUGAAUGAGACACGGCGGAUAUGUAAAGAUUUGCUGAACCAGGGUCUGCUGAGUGAGGACAGGUACCGGACCAUUGUAGCAGCUCCAAGCUCUCAGGAUAGAAUGAAGCAGCUCUUGCAUGCUCUGUCUAGCAAAGGACAACAGGGGAGAAAUGCCCUUUACAGACUACUACAAGAACAUGAGCCUGAGCUUACUCUGCAGAUGGAGCAUGCCGUAUAUGUGCAUGUGAUGAGGCAGAAGCUCAUUCAGUCAGUGAGGCAAGUGGAGCCAGUGGCCAACCGAAUGCUCACCCAGGGCCUGAUCACGGAAGAAGAGUACUUCCAGGUGUGUGAAGAGGAAGGAAGCGAAGCAAGGAUGUACGCCAUGUUCCAAGUUUUGGAGCAGCAAGGGAUGAAACAGAGCGACGGGUUCUACAAUGCGCUUUUCCACUGUGAGCCUUUACUGUACCGUGAGCUAGAAAAAGACCGAGUGCUUCAGAUGUGUGAACUGGAUAAAGAAAAUGACCAAUUAGUGCACCUUAUACAGGAGGACAAUCUAGAAGAGAGGUGGAGAGAGCUGGAAAGCAAAGAAAAGCAAGUGGAAAAAGAGAAGGAGAAGCUGAGGAGGGAGUGGGACCUUUUAGAAAAACAGAAAGCAGAGAUGGAUCAGGAGAGAAAGCAAGUCCUUGAAAUGAAACGUGAACUUGAACAAUUCUGGAGGAAGCGGGAUGAGACGGAGGAGGAUGUGAUUUCUCACUUUCACACUGGAAUAGAAGAGCAGAGAAUGACAGGACAAUGGGGACACCUGAAUAACAACGGCUACUCCAUGUCAGUAAAUGCGAACAACUUCUUGUCGUUCAACUGAUCUCUGAUUAAUGAACUGAAAAAAAUCACACAAAUGAUGUAACCAUAACAGGCCUUUUCAGACUCUGUACAUGGUUGACAGUGAAGUUAUAAUGUGAUAUUUUUAUAUUUUUAGGUACAUUAAUAUGUUUUGUUUUUAAUAUGUUCUAUUAUUUUACACCUAAGUACUGCCUGUGAAUGUACUGUAUGUAUCAUAUAUAUAUAUACAAAUAUAUAUAUAUAUAUAUAUAUAUAUAUAUAUAUAUAAAAUGACACAUAAUAUAUAUGUAUAUAUGUAUGUGUGUGUGUGUGUGUGUGUGUGUGUGUUUGUGUGUGGCUGCUCUGGCUCCUGAUUUAGUUAUAUUAUAUAGAUGAUAGCUUGGGUUAUACAUAUUUAAAAGAAAAAAAUCUUAACUAUACUUCUAAAUAGUUCGUUUAUGCUGCCUUUCAGUAUAUAUACAAAGAAAUGAUCUUUCCACAUAGAAAAUAUCUGAUGCAAAUAUGAAGAAACUUUUUUAUCGGAAAUGUCACCAGAAAAAUCUAAUUGAAUUAAGAUUCAAUUGAAACAUUCUGUAAAAUUUUACCGUCAUGUUUAAACAUCAGUCAUUGAAACAAUGAUUCUAAGUGUGUACUGUGUACAAUUUUUAAAUAGAUGUUAUUGCAUUAUAUUGGAUUUAUGGAAAACCAAGGAAGUAGCCAUUAAGCUAUAUUAUGGAAGCGCUACUUACACUGUGAAAAAGUCCUUUAAUCACUUAAAAAUUUACAAUAACUGAUUAAUUAAUAUAUACAGUUUCUUAGUGUAAUGUUUUUACAGCUUUCUUAUAGUAAAAGCACAUUACUGUACUACAUACUGAUAACAGCAUAUUACUUUAAAAACAUUGCUAAAUGUUUAUUGAUAUUGUUGUUGAGCUCUUUCACUGUCAAAUGUACAUCUUAAAUAAAUGUAAAAGAGUGACAAA
Pangasianodon hypophthalmus (striped catfish) is the source of this 2805-nucleotide messenger RNA. RefSeq lists its product as uncharacterized. The transcript is spliced from 5 exons. Lineage: Eukaryota; Metazoa; Chordata; Actinopteri; Siluriformes; Pangasiidae. The record is from RefSeq and is a predicted model, not a curated record. The coding region runs from base 954 to 1868 and encodes 304 amino acids. Gene Ontology annotation, biological process: regulation of apoptotic process.